AAGAGGGCUCUCAGAUUCAAGUGGAUGGAAAGAAAGGAUGGACGCUCCAACGGGUGACAAUCAAAUUAGCCCUGAGGAGGGACCCCCGUCCCCUACGCAUUCGGAUUUGGGAACAGAACGGGAUUUGAGUCCGAUUUUUACUCCCAAACCUGAGCCUGACGAGCUUGAAGCUGUUGAAGAGGAAAUCGUUGUUGAAGAGGAAGUCGCUGUUGAAGAGGAAAUCGCGUAUCCGAAAGCCGAAUGCACGAUUUGCAAGAAGACGGUUACCAAGUGGCUGGACCUCAUCAUUCUCCCCGAUGGAGAACGUCUGACCAAGAUUGGCCUCAUGCUUGAAAGGGAAAAAGCGCUAGCGAGGAAACCGUACUGCUUGGAGUGUGCCGACGCCCAGGUCUGGUACUGGUUGUUGGUCAAUGUCGACCGGAGCAGAAACAUUCGUCUAACACCAGCUCAGUGGAGACAGAGGGUCAUCUACAACCUCGAAACGAACUUUGGUCUUGUAAAGAGAAGGGUCAAUAAUCGGUUAAUGAUGGCCGAUUAUUUCAAAUUCUGUCGCGGGUGCGACAAUAUCAACGCCCAUGUCGACAUUCCUGGCCAACCCUGCAAAGCCUGUAGGAACCGUCCACGGUGCAAUUACUGUGGCCGAAACCGACUUGGACUUCGUGGAACCAGGGCCAGAGCUAUUAGAUGUUCACGGUGCCGUACCAAGUCAAGCUUAGCCUUUGCGCUCCCACCGGUUGACCCGGUCAUACUGCCCGACCCGACACCCGAGGGCUCCGAGGCGGAUCAUGAGGAGGCAGCGUGAGUCGCCGCUCUCUGGUUUCUCAUCUUGUGCCAACGAUUGAUGACUCGAACUCGGCGUAGAUGGUCUUUUAGAUAUCUAAUUCUUUUGUCAACACAGCCCGAAAAGAU
Messenger RNA from Chaetomium fimeti, 909 nucleotides. RefSeq lists its product as uncharacterized. The transcript has a single exon. The coding region runs from base 38 to 802 and encodes 254 amino acids. The record is from RefSeq and is a predicted model, not a curated record. NCBI's taxonomy places the organism in Eukaryota, Fungi, Ascomycota, Sordariomycetes, Sordariales, Chaetomiaceae.